GCUAGGAAAACAAACAACUCGAGUGAAGAAGGAUCGGUAGCCGGUCAGAUUGAACAAUUUGUUGAUACAGUUUCCUACACAGUCCUGAUUUCUAGUCAUGCGAUAUCAAGACGUUUGUUUUUUAUUACAUAUAUUUUAAGCAUAUUUGCUGUCUGAAACAGUUAUCUCCAUUGCAGUGUUGUUGCACUAGCAAGUUAAUAUUCGUCAUAUUUUCUGUUGCUUUUAUAUUUAUAGAUGUUUAUUUUAUGUAAUCAUCCUGUAGACAACAUUUAAUUAAAAAAAAAAAAACAUAAAAAACAACAAUCCGGUAUGUAUUCUCGGCGUUUGGUAAAACGUUCGAUUCUUGGGAGCCGUGUAUGUGCCCCUAGCCCCACGGGGGACGGAGCGCUGCUCCCAGGGGUGGUUCAAGCUGUCAAAUUGGAGAACAGGGAAACGGUGCAGGGAUCUCGCCGUAACGUGUACAUAGUGUUGCUGCAGGAUGGGACCCUGAAAGAGUAUUCUGAAGAGGAAAUCGUCAAGAGUCCAGCACAAAUGACAGGGAAAGCGCAACUCAAGUACAAGACUGCCUGCACUGAUUGUGAAAUGGUUACCACUUCCCAGCAACAGGAGCAAAGGAAGAGUGAUAUCAACCAAAAAAACAAUCAGAAGCUUCUUGGGAAAGAGGAGGAUAUAAAAAGGCUUGACAGUAAAAAGGCAAACAGAAUCCAGGACCAUGAAAAGGAUCACACACGUUCUGUCUCGCUUUUGGAGCAAAAGCACAAAGUUGUUUCCUCGAGUAUUGAUGUCCCUCAUGCAAGGAAAUUGUCAGAAGAAGUGGAUAUGGAUAAAGUGACGGCAGCCAUGGUUCUGACAAGUCUGUCAACCAGUCCACUGGUCCGCAGCCCCCCUAUCAAAGUUAAUGAUGGCACAAAUGAAUCUUGGAAAGAAGGAGGCUUCAACCCCUCCAGUUACAGCAGUAGUGGCUACUGGAGCUGGAAUGCCCCUAGUGACCAGUCCAACCCAUCCACCCCUUCUCCACCCCUGUCGACUGACAGUUGCAAACCCUUCCACUUCCCCAGCCAGCCAGAUGAUGGUAUUGACGAAGUAGAUGCAAGCAACCUGUUGUUCGACGAACCAAUUCCCAGGAAAAGAAAGAACUCCAUGAAAGUGAUGUUUAAAUGCUUGUGGAAGAACUGCGGGAAAGUUCUGAGCACAGCUACAGGAAUCCAUAAGCACAUUUGUACUGUGCACUUGGGUCGCAGUUGUGACUCUGAUUGCAGUGAUGGUGAAGAGGAUUUCUACUACACGGAGAUUAAACUGAACACAGACUCGGUGGCUGAUGGGCUGAGCAGCCUCUCUCCAGUCUCGCCAUCCAUGGUCUCCCCACCUCACAUCGUUUCCAGCACAGAGCCUGGCCGUCCAGAGAGUAUCUGUAUGAGAAAUGAGUCCAAGCUUACAACCCCGCUGAGCCGCUCAGCUCCCAGCACUCUCUACCUCGUACAUGCAGAUCAUGCCUAUCAGGUGAAGGCAACAGCACCUGUUAACAUUCCAGGGUCUGCCAACUUCACUCCAAGCAGCAGCAGCUUUAGUAUUUCCUGGCAGUCUCCACCUGUUGCUUUUACUGGUAUCCCUGCAUCACCACCACACAUCCGUACCCAUGGAUUUAGAGAACAUUGUCCACAGGCCCAUGUUGUGCUGUCAUCACCGCCCAGAGCUGCAGUGGGACUCAGGAAGUCUCGUGGGGAGGGGAAGAAAUGCCGCAAAGUAUAUGGAAUGGAGAACAGGGACAUGUGGUGCACAGCCUGUCGUUGGAAGAAAGCCUGCCAGAGGUUUAUCGACUGAGGAUAGGAACCAAAAGCUUUGAGCAGCUGCACCAUAACAUUUUGAAGAAACCUAUAUGAAACUGCGGGUGACACAUUCAUGGAAGCAUUUUCCCUGCGGUCCUUUUUUUUUUUAAGAACUGUUCAUUAGUAUGAGCUAUCUUAAUGGCCUGUCAACAGUGAAAAAAUUGCAUCUCCUGGCCUGUGAAUAUCCUACUGUAUCUGGAAUGUAUUCUGGUUUUGGGUCGAUAGGCUGUUCAGGAUGGGCAGAGGAGGUGUUCUCCAUUUCUCUUCAUGGAAAUAGACUACCAUAAAACUCUACUCCUCUGCAAGUAAUUUCAUGGACAACCUAGAUUUUUAUAUAUCAUUUUAUAUGAGUUUACCAAUAGACUUUUUUUUCCAGAGGUUUGCUUAGAAAACCAGCAUCUCUGUUUUAUACCAGACUGACAGUGACAUUCUUAUCUUGCAGAUGUAAAGUGUAACUAAAAAAAUGCUGAUUUGUAUUGUUAUAGUAUGGUACUGAAGCUACAGUAAAUGACAUUGUGCAAAGCUUAUACCAUUUUUCCUAAAUUGAAAAAACAAACAAACAUUAUCCCUUGUUUCCACGUGCCUGCUCCAAGGUGUUCAUGUUUAAAAUGACCUGGAUACAGUAGUUUGAAACAUGGCCCUGGAACCAAAAUAAAUGGGUUUAAAACAUACAGGUUUGAAAACCAUUAAAAUGCAGCUGCAUAUUGAGACACAAAUUUUUAUCCAAGUUUUUUUUUUUUUUUUGUGGGAAUAAUAUCCUGCCACAACCAGGAAUGUCAUUUUAACCCUUUUAGUCCAGAAUUAGUUUUGUCGAGCUGAAGGAACUCUGGAGAACAAAAAAAUAUUACACAUAUAUUUAUACACUACCUCAGACUGGGACCUAGAAGUCCAGUGAGGUACCAAUGUCAUUUCCAACGGGAUAUGUUAACAUAUAGCACUAAGAUAAGGGUUAAGUUUGUACAUGCACCUGUAGUUUCCUAUUGGUUCCCUUUCAAGUACGAAAUGUAACCAUUACCUCAUGGGUAUUAAUCCUUUGAUACCGUCUAACCUGAAUAGAUAUUCCAAAGCUGCACAUAGUGCCAGUGACGCAGCAUUUUUCCUUUCACCGCCUGAGAGAGAGAGAAAGAGAGAUCUAUGAACAGAUGUGACAGUGUCUCAUAUCGGAUUUUUCGCUUGUGUUUGUCACCUAUUGUGAUUGUUUUUACGUGUUUUAGUAAAAAUUACUUCAUGUAUUGUGCACUUGGCCGUGGUUGUUCGGUAGUCCCGCGUGAACCCGGCAGCUCCGCUGCGCCUUCCUUAGGAUCAAACAACUUAAGUCGGCUACUGGUGCUCUCUCGUAAGCUGCUAGCUUAGGUUGAAGUGUAAAAUAUUUUUUUUUUUUUUAUUAUAAAAAAUAUAUUUAAAUAAUGGUAAAUGUUUGAUUACUGUUUUGUGUGAGAAGAAAUUGUUUUCUCUGUUGUAUUUUCUGUCUUUUUCCACAGAAAUACUACGCGGCUGCUGGGCUCAGCUGUCCUGCAUUGACAGAGACGCGUGCGCUGGGUCAAUCCUGCUUGUAGCUUUUCCCACAUUGUCUUUGUACCACGUUAAGAUCUGCUUGCAGAGUUAGUGUGAAGACUGUUAGGGCUCUAACAGUAGGCUUUCCUUGGGUUUCAAUCUGUUGGUUAGCCAAAAAGUGUUAUAGGUGGGCAUCCCUGUAUCACUCCUGUGGUAACUGUAGGUCCCAGACCUGCUCCCAUUCCCGCUGGUACUUUGUACAACGAAUGAGGUUAUCUUUGCAGAUUCACAAGCAGUUGCUGGACUCGGCUCUGCUUCGGGUCUGAUUUGCUUGCAGUCCUUCCCGCAGUAUUUUGUUGUUGUUCUGGUCUCUGCUUGCAGUACCACUGCGAAGGCUGUCACGGCUGACAGCAGGCUUCCUCCAUUCUUAGGGCUAUGUUGUGUUAAGCCAGAAGCUAUUCAGGUGGGCAUCCCUGCAUAUUGCUUCUUCGGUAACUGUAGGUCAGUGAUCUACCACCAUUCUUAGUGAACAAGGUUACUGUAACGGUAGUGUACCAUGCUCUGCACCAUACCAUACCGUGUGCACUGUACUUGUACCGUGCAGUACACCUUAGUGUACCAUGCACCGUACUGUACCAGGGGUACCGUGCGCCAUAUACUGACUAUCUACCGUACAUUGGGCAUUAUAAUAUAUCAUUAGCACUAUACCGUACCGUUUGUACCAUACUGUGCAUAUCGUGCACUGUACCAUACUGUUGCACUGUACUGUGUGUACUGUGCUUUGUGCACUAUAGAUACGUUCUGUCUGUACCGUACAUUGUACUAUAGUAAACACCAUUGAUCUAAUCAGCUCUGGUUAGAGUCAUUGACCACUGUUGUCGCACUGCCAGCUGCAUAGUAACUUGCUGUGUGCGUUGUUCAACAAUCUCCUUUGGGUACUAGUAAUAUAUGCUAUACUGUUAUAGCAAUUAUAGUUAAAGGUCAUUUGCAUUGCACACUAUUGUAGUUCCAUUAUGCUGGGGUUUCAUUCUUGCGACACAUGCAAGAUCGGUCUCCCCACGGAGGACAGGCAUGGCAGAUGCGCUGCCUGUCUGGGUCUGGAGCACGCUAAAGAGGCACUCGCCGACCGCAACUAUUGUGAGUUUUGUGCACCCUUCUCUAAGCGUACAUUAGAGGAACAAGUGUCACCCAGCUCUGUAGAGCGCUCUCUGUCCGUUCCACCUGGACAAAGCUCCCCUCCUUCUUCAGCCCAGAAAGACAGAGCUGUAUCCUCUCAUGAGAGCUUUGUGCCUAGGGAAAGUAACAUCAUGUAGGAGACCGGCUUCACGGUCCUCCUCAUCUUCUCCUUCCCCCUCUCUUUCUCCGGUUUCCUGAGGAGGAGGAGGAGAAAGAGCCACCAGUCUCAUAGAUCGGAGAGCUCCGCGCAGCUGGAUAAGCUCUUGGAAGCGGUCUCCCAAAAGGGAGGCACAGGGAGUAGUACAUACAGAAUGGCAGCAAGAGGAUCUGCUGUCUACUGCCGCUUUUGAGGAGGCAGUCGAUCAAGAGUUCCCCUCUGAGGAGGGUGACUCAGGUGGUGCAACACCAGUAGUGCAUGUGUCAUUAUCAGCAGAGCUUUUGCGCUGAUUAAGAGGGUGUGGAAAAGUGGAUUGCAGUGCAUAGGUGUAGAGGUAAUGCAGUGCUCCAGAUAAUAACAAACAACAAAGUUACUGGUGAAAUGAUGGUUUUAUUUGUAAACAUCACUUGACAACAGUAAAUAAUAAUGAGAACUGGCAAUACACAACGAUGUGUAUGGCUCAGUUAAAUCCACAGGGUUCAGUCCCAAAACAAUAAAGACGGUAUUUAAACACACAAUAUACACGAACACGGUCACAAGUCCAAGGUGAGUGCUGUAGUGCUCAUGGGGAAAAUACAAUUUAUCGUGAACAAGGUGCCUGUAGCGACAGCUCCGAAUUGUGUUAGCCGUCUAAUAACAACAAACAAGUAGAUUUUAGACAAGACAAAACAAACAAAACACUCACGGUAGUUUUACACUCGUCCUUCAGCGGUUCACUCUUAGCCAUUACAAAGGAACAAAUCACCUAGCCACGUCCCCUUCUUGUACCUUCAGUUAAACCCCCUUGGUUAAUGAGUGCAGCUGUUUCUCCUCAUCCACUUUACCUUUGGGGCAAUGACUUAAUGUACUGCAGCUGUGCCCCCUUUCUAGAUGGCAGACUUUCACUUAACCCUGGGAAUGAAUUGCCAGGCCAUUCACUCUAUUCUCUUUAUGCAAUGCCCUCACAGGUCGGGAUAGAGAUUUAUCACUCUGUCUCUGUCACAGAGGGCCCCAGAUGUGUUGAAUGUUCCAUGGCCUGUAGAUGACAAGCAGAAACACCUACAUUUUUGAGGAUGAUCCCGAUCCCGAUCCCGAUCCCUCUCGCGUGUCUCGUCCGGUACACCCGGAUUUCCUCUUUGAGGUGCAUUCAUCCUGGGGUCACCCGGCUACAGUGCCUGCUGCUUCAUGUUCUUUGGCAACGCUGUACCGCUGUUUCUGUACAGCAGAAAAACUUGGCUUUGCUGAUUUUCCACCAGUAGAUGCCGCUAUCGCAUCAUGGAGCAAGCCCCAAAGCUAGCGCUUUUAACAAAGACGCUACCUGCCCGAAUAAACAGUGCAAGGUUUCUGAGAUUAUACUUAAAAAGGCUUACUCAGCUGGUGCGUUUGCUGCACAACUAGGUAAUUAUUACAGCAUCCUGGUGGCUUACCAGAGCUGUUUGUUGAAGUCGCUUUCACACGGUCACAGACCCAUACCACAGCAGCUCGAGGAACUGCGGCUGGUGAACCUGCUCAACAGGCAGGCAGUGGGUAGGAACCUGGCUGCUUUAGUAGCUGCAAGAUGUCAGCUCUGGCUGUCUCAGGCGCACAUAGUGGAUGGUGACAUGGGACCAUUGCUGGAUACUCCUAUUACUCCAGGACAUGCUUUUGGUCCUGCAGUAGAUUACAUGCUGCAGCACUCUCAUCGGGUGCGGAAGUCUACAAAGGAAAUGGUGCGCCUGCUUCCAAAGAGGCCGGCUCCAGUACGCAGACCGGCACCAAACUGGAGACCAGGGUUCGAGCAGUCUCAGAGACACCGACACACCAGGCUCCUGCUAAAGCCAGAGGGGGUUUUCACAACUGACCCGCAGCUGCGCAAAAGGACAAACUUCAAUAAGUUCAGCCGUCAAGUGCAAAGGCAAAAGCCUCCAACAAAGCAGCAGCUCUAGCAAUUUGCUGCCACAGGCCCAGGGCCCUUUUUCAGGGAGUUACCUGGAGUACUGGUGUAAAUGCACCUCAGACACCUUGGUGCUCAAUACUGUACAGACUGGCUAUUCUCUGCAAUUCAAACAUGGUCCUCCUCCAGAUGCGUUGGUGUUGUCUCAGGAGGUGACAGCCCUGCUGCAGAAGCGGGCUAUUUGCACAGUUCAUCCUCUUCACUUGGAAGAAGGUUUUUACUCCAGGUACUUCCUGGUAGCCUCAGACCAAUCCUCAAUCUCAGGCAGGUCAACUCAUAUCUGAAAUCGACAGAACUUCAAAAUGUUAACCAUGCAGCAGUUGUUGCAGUCAAUAAGGCCAGGCGACUGGUUCACUAUGGUGGACUUAAAAGAUACUUACUUUCACAUCCCGAUAAAAUCAGGGCACAGGAAGUACCUCAGGUUCGCUUUCCAAGGGACAGCGUACGAGUUUUGGGUUUUACCAUUCUCUCUUUAGCCUCCCUUGCCUUUUCAAAGUGCAUGGAAGCUAUUCUGGCCCCAUUGAGACUCAGGCAUCAGAGUGUUUAAUUACCUGGACAAUUGGCUCAUGCAGGCAGGGGCUCACACGAAACUCAUCACAGACCACCUGCUUCGGUUAGGUCUGUCAGUGAACUAUGCAAAGAGCUAGCUCACUCCUUCGCAGACAACCCUCCUAUUUAGGAGUGCAUCUGGAUUCCAGGACCAUGUUGUCCACUCUGUUGGAGGACAGAGUGCAGAGAAUAGCCACUUGUCUGAAGCUUUUUCAGCCCAACAUAAGGCUCACAGUAGUGACGUUUCAGUGGCUCCUGGGCUUGAUGACAGCAGCUUCCCAGACCCUCCCUUUGGGUCUUCUGCACAUGCGCCCUCUCCAAGGCUGGUUCAACAGCAGGGUUUUUCAGUCCGCGGCCAUCUGCUAACAGUGUCUUGGCACUGUCUGCAGGCUGUAUCCUGGUGGACACAGUCUGCUCCCCUACGCUUAGGCAUAGCGCUGGGCAGCGUUACCAGCGUUACCCACAGAUGUGUCCAGCCUUGGCUGGGGCACCGUGUGGAACGGCAGAGGAGCGCAAGGAGUAUGGAGACUCCCUGUGGCAGGGUCUCCAUAUAAAAUAUAUAUAAAUAACUAGUGUUUGUUUAUUUUUUUUUUUUUUAUUUUUUUUACAGGAGGUUCAGGGCAGACAUGUGCUUAACUGGACAGACAACACCACCACCGUGACGGUCUCAGGUCCCCCAGUCUCCACCGGGCUGCCCGCAAGCUGUUGCUUUGGGUGCACCAUUACCUCCUCUCACUCCAAUAACAGAAGCCGGGGACCCACUGGCAAUAGAUGCCUUGGUACACCAGUGGCCGAGGCAGCUUCUGUAUGCCUUUCCUUUUCGCCAUGCUCCCUCUGUGCUUGGAAAAGAUCAGGCAGGACUGGGCCAGGGUGUUAUUAGUAGUCCCUUAUUGGCCCAGGAGACUGUGGUUUUCAACCCUGAUACAGCUCCUGCCAGCCAUGGAGCCUACCGAAACGCCGCGACCUGCUCAGUCAGGCACGGGUGAUGUUGUGGCAUCCCGACCCAUCGAGCCUGCAGCUCUGGGUCUGGCCCCUGAACGGCACCAUUUGAGCUGUCUGGGGCUUUCUAAAUAGUCAUUGACACUACAGAAUGCCAGAGCUCAAUCCACGCGUUCCCAGUAUGGGUACAAGUGAGGCUCUUUUCAAAUGUGGUGCCUGCCUAAGGGGUUAGACCCUACAACCUGCCCCAUAGCAGUUAUACUGCAAUUUUUAUAGGACCUAUUCGAUGAGGGGAAAUCCCCCUCUACAUUAAGUCUAUUGGCAGCCAUUCGGCUUGUUAUAUUAAAAUUGAUUCAAAAGCCUGCUUAAUUUUUGCAGAAGCCAAGGUGAAAGUCACACUUAGCACUAAUCCUGCUUUUUUGCCAAAAACCAUCUCGGCAUUCCACAUGAAUCAGACGGUAGAGCUUGAGGCGCUUCAUCCGCCUCCUAUCCAGUCUGAUAGAGAGCGGCAGCUCCAUACGCUUUGCCCAGUGCAGGCACUAGCGUAUUAUGUGGAUAAAACUGUUAUGGGGCUAAGUCCCAUGGGAAAGCUCUGUCUAAACAGACUGCAUAUGAACAAGCCAACUUGCCUCCUCCAGAGAAGCUCACUGCCCAUUGACCAGGGGCAUGCAACUUUGUGGGCUUUAUUCCAGGGCGAAACUGUCAGACAUUUGAGAUGCAACAGUGUGGGCUAUGCCCCACACUUUUGCAGGGUUCUAUAAACUGAAUGUCGUGGAUCCACAAAACCCUGGGUUUGGAACAAGAGUGUUAAGGGCGGCCUCGAUCUCGACCCUUACAGCAUAAAAUUGGAGGGGAGUUUCCCCUAAAUUUUUUUGCCCUGUUACUUGUACUGGGUUCCUCAUGAUAAUGCGCAAGGUGGCCUUGGCCGAGCCUUGUAGCUUUUCACUUGGUCUGUAUGUCUAUCCAUGAGGUAAUGGUUACAUUUCACACUUGAAAGGGAACGUUAGGUUAUUAUCAUAACCGUGGUUCCCUGAAAUAGAAAUUAACCAUUAAUCUUCAAGGUCACUGCGUCUUAUUGCAGCAGUCUUGAGGGAAAAAUGAUAACGUUUUGAGUGUCAGUAGUCUCUUUAUGCCCUCGGGGGCAGGCGUGACUGCGUCACUGGCACUACGUGCAGUUUUGGAAUAUCUAUUCAGGUUAGAUGGUAUCAAAGGAUUAAUACCCAUGAGGUAAUGGUUACAUUUCUAUUUCAGGGAACCAGGAUUAUGAUAAUAACCUAAUGUUUUGUAACAGAAAAUGGUGCAAGCUUGCAAUAGAGCAGAAGCUACUGUACUGAGAAUACCUUUUGAAUAUGUAAAGAUAGAUUUGGAAAUUGUUUUCUUUCUGGUGAGUAAACUUAUUAUUCAUAUUAGAUGUGUGAAGUGUGAGGUUACAUAGUAACCCCUAAAUACUAAAUUACAUUACUUACACACACUUACACAUGAGCAUUCCAUUUUAUUUAAAUUUAUUUAGUAUUUGACAUCCUAUACAGUGGUAGCCAAAACCAGCUAUAUAAAUGGCGAUAAAACUGAAGUCAAUGUGAUAUGCAGUUUAGUUAACCAGUCCUGCAUCUUCUGCAGCCUAGAGGGUGCUAUCUGACUAGUUUUGCUGGUUACACAGAACUAGCAUUGACCCCACCUCCCCAUUAAAAAAGUAUGAAAUGUAUUGUUCUGAUAAUUAUAAUGACAAUAGAAUGUCUUUAAAAGGUGGACAUUAAAAAAAACUAAAUAUUCUACAAUUUAGCAUUUACUGUAGAAAUGGAGGGAAAGAAGGCAGGGAAAAGUUUUUACAUGGUAGCAGCAUUCCCUUGAUUGCCCUGUGCAAUGCACUGAGAUGCAGGACCAUACCGCUUUAAAAGUAAUGUCUCCUGCACAGUAAAUAGCAAAUACCAAGAUCUCCAUGCUAAUACUGAACAUCUGUCAAAAGAAUGAUUCUUCACUAGCUUGUGACAAGCCUUUUGCAAAAGGGAGUUUUCUUUUUCUGGGGAUCUUGUUUAAUUGCUGUGUUAUUCUUAUCUUGAACCAAUCAAGAACAAGGUAGUGAACAGCUUUCUAGUGGUUCUGUACUGUUGUCUUAUGGUUUCUAGCAGCAGAAAAAACAAUACAAAAGUGUAUAUUCAGAACAAGUUAAUACACACUCAUCAUUUUUAAACUGAACAUUUUUAAACAGUCACUCACAGUCCCAGGGCUGAACUUAAAAGAAUGUUGAUUAAAUGUGACUUUUUUGUCCAAUUUAAGUGCUUUGCAGAAAUAAUUUAAUUUAAUCAGCACUGCCCUGACACAGGUUUUGAGUGAGGGCAGUUCUGACCAUAGUCAUACAAAUCGGGGGAAAAUGGUUUUUAAAAAAGGUUUAACUCUUCAUUUAGUUUUUUUUUGUACUUAAAUUAAAGUUUCAAUAUGUGUAUCUAAUAAUGUGGCUGUGCAGUAUAAGUAUAUAUAUAUAUAUAUAUAUAUAUAUAUA
This is a messenger RNA of Acipenser ruthenus (sterlet), 10550 nucleotides long. Its product is annotated as zinc finger protein 704-like. Bases 310 to 1821 code for a protein of 503 amino acids. The transcript is spliced from 9 exons. The record is from RefSeq and is a predicted model, not a curated record. Gene Ontology annotation, cellular component: nucleus. Gene Ontology annotation, biological process: regulation of transcription by RNA polymerase II. Lineage: Eukaryota; Metazoa; Chordata; Actinopteri; Acipenseriformes; Acipenseridae. Gene Ontology annotation, molecular function: DNA-binding transcription factor activity; RNA polymerase II cis-regulatory region sequence-specific DNA binding.